Molecule: messenger RNA, 1470 nt
Organism: Salvelinus sp. IW2-2015
Lineage: Eukaryota; Metazoa; Chordata; Actinopteri; Salmoniformes; Salmonidae
Gene: rnf185
Product: ring finger protein 185
Biological process (GO): ubiquitin-dependent protein catabolic process
Cellular component (GO): endoplasmic reticulum
Molecular function (GO): ubiquitin-like protein conjugating enzyme binding; ubiquitin protein ligase activity; metal ion binding
Source: RefSeq, a predicted model, not a curated record
UAUCCCUAAUCAUCACCACACAACUUCCGGAUAACACAGUGACGCAAUCAUCUGAAACUAAAAGUGGAAUUUAACUUGGCAACUUGAGUAAAUAGGUGGCGUUCUACAUAGCUAGGUAGAUAACUCUACCCACGACACAGAGGAUUUGUUUGAUGAAAGCAAGGAGGCAAGGGGGUCGGCUACUUACGUCACCUCACUCUACAUCCUGAGAAAAUGGCUAGCGCUGCCCCUCCACCAGCGACUGCCACUGAGAACCCCAGCCCCGGCUCCAGCAGCUCGACAGCGGGGGAGGGUGGUAACCAGGACAGCACAUUCGAAUGCAACAUCUGCCUGGACACCUCCAAGGAUGCAGUGAUCAGUCUGUGUGGGCAUCUCUUUUGUUGGCCCUGCUUACAUCAGUGGUUGGAGACCAGACCUAACAGACAAGUGUGUCCAGUGUGCAAAGCAGGCAUCAGUCGAGAGAAAGUCAUCCCACUAUAUGGCAGGGGAAGCACGGGCCAACAGGACCCAAGGGAGCGAACGCCUCCUCGACCACAAGGACAGAGGCCAGAGCCUGAAAAUCGUGGUGGAUUUCAGGGUUUUGGUUUUGGAGAUGGAGGAUUCCAGAUGUCUUUUGGCAUUGGUGCCUUUCCAUUUGGCAUUUUUGCUACAGCUUUUAACAUCAAUGAUGGAAGACCACCCCCAGCUGCCCCUGGAACCCCUCAGCACAUGGAUGAACAGUUCCUGUCUCGACUCUUUCUAUUUGUUGCUCUGGUGAUCAUGUUUUGGCUGCUAAUCGCAUAAAUGUCUGAGCAGCCAAGACCAAGGCUCAAGUUGGACAGUUGUUUCCAGAUACUUGUUUGAUUUGUCCUUUUCCGCAUUUAAGUAUUGUCCUCUAGGCUUGACAAGCUAUUGAUUUAAUUUCAGUAAUCAAUAUCACUACUGUUUGAUUACACCUGUACUAUGAAUCCUACAGAAGUCUGAAAUAGUUUUUUUGUUCGAACAAUGCCCCUCCCUCUCAUUUCCAUCAAGGUUAUUAUGUUUUUAUUAGACAUUAAGUGUACCAGGUUGGCAAUAUAGAACCAGAUACUAAAAGAAAGAUGGUAAAUGUAAGCUACCAGAUGUUUCCUCUGUGCUUGUAUGGAUAUAGAUUACAAGUGAUAUGUCCUGUUUCUAAACUAAAUAUGAUAUAUAAAUUCAGGAAGAGGCGUAUCAUUGGUGAUACUUUUAAAUUAUUGACACAACAAUUGCCUUUUGGGUACCACUACCAGUAUGAAGCCAUAUAAACAAUACAGUGGUGCAUUUUUAUGUGUGGUGUUAGCAGGGGAAUAGUCGUGAAGAGCCGUAUUGGUAUGGGUUUAAGUUAUUUAAUGACAUACUAUACCAGUAUGUCCUCAGUUGCCCUAGGAGUGAUUUUGGUAAGACUAUUUCUUAUGUUUCAGAAAAUAAGUGAAUAAAUUAAGGUUCCAAUAUUUGAAGGAUGAAAGUUGA